Cokeromyces recurvatus is the source of this 412-nucleotide messenger RNA. RefSeq lists its product as uncharacterized. Lineage: Eukaryota; Fungi; Mucoromycota; Mucoromycetes; Mucorales; Mucoraceae. The record is from RefSeq and is a predicted model, not a curated record. The transcript has a single exon. The coding region runs from base 52 to 330 and encodes 92 amino acids.
GAGACUUUUGGUUACCUUUUGGUAAACUCCAAGCCUGCCCCUUCCAUCCAAAUGAACUCUUCACACGCUCACAUAGUUUUUCUUGUUUGCAUAUGCAUAACCGCCUUCAGAUGCCCCAAAUCUAUUGAAAAUUCACCCUCUUGUCCCUUGAACCUAUUACCAUCAACAUUCCUUACUAAGAAAGUGAGAAAAUCAAUUGAUGACUGGCUCAUACGCUGGCCUUCCAUAUGUGCAAUUCUGCUUGAGAUGGACUAUCUAGCUCACUCCCAAAUCCCUGAACCCUCUGACCAUCAUCUUCUUUCAAUACAACAACGAUUUUCUGAUAAUUAAUUAUCAUCACUUAUACAUACACUUCAACAUUUUCCCUUUUAUCCCAAAAGGGUUUUUCUUUCCUUUUUUUUCCAUAGCGAUC